Molecule: messenger RNA, 2624 nt
Organism: Panicum hallii
Lineage: Eukaryota; Viridiplantae; Streptophyta; Magnoliopsida; Poales; Poaceae
Exons: 7
Coding region: 58-2199 (713 amino acids)
Cellular component (GO): nucleus
Molecular function (GO): zinc ion binding
Source: RefSeq, a predicted model, not a curated record
UCACCACCCCAUCGCCGUGUCCACCGCCGAUCCCCCACCCCCCUGCCAGCCACCUCUAUGGCCGCCGGCGGAGGCGGAGGCGGAGGCGGAGGAGGGGACAUCGGCGCCGACUCGGAGCGGCGCCUCAAGAAGGCCAUGGACAAGCUCUACCACUUCCCCAAGCCCAAGCCCAACGGCCCCGGCGGCUCCAAGCCUUCCUCCUCCUCGGCCCCGGCUCCAAGCUCCGGGAGGCCGGUGGGGAAGGCAGCGGCGGAGGCGGGGAGGAGGUUCGGGGUGGUGCGCGGGUCGCGGCUCCCUCCGCAGGUGGCAGCCAUGUCGGCGAUCUCGCCGCCGCCGCCGUGCCGUCCCUGGGACCGCGCCGAUCUCAUGCGCCGGCUCGGGUCGUUCAAGGCGAUGACCUGGUUCGCCAAGCCCAAGGUUAUUAGUCCUGUUAACUGUGCAAGGAGAGGAUGGACUAACAUUGAGCCAGAUGUUAUAACAUGUGAAGCUUGUGGCGCGCGGCUCCUGUUCUCCACUCCUUCCUCAUGGACAACACAGCAAGUUGAAAAGGCUGCUGCUGUUUUCAGCCUGAAGCUGGACACUGGGCAUAAACUUCUAUGCCCAUGGAUUGAUAAUAUAUGUGAUGAAUCACUUGCCUUAUUCCCGCCGACGCCUCCUCCUGUUUUAGUUGAGAACUACUAUGAGUGUUUCUCCUCUCUGUUGCGACUUUUAGCACUUCCAAGAAUUUCAUGCUCUUCUCUGGAGAUCAUGAAAAAGAGGAGUCCACAGCUAGAGCAGUUCCUAUCAGAACCAUUCUCUUCAUCAGUAGUCCUCAAAGGGCGAUUUGUGCUUACUGAAGACUCUACAAUUAAGGAUUUGGAUGAUGCUUUUCAAGAUUCUGACGCAUAUUAUCAGCAGGCACUGAAGAUAAUAAGUUUGUGUGGAUGGGAGCCCCGCCUACUUCCUUAUGCUAUUGACUGUGGAACUGAAUCUCAUUCGGAUGUCAGCUCCACCCCUAAAUUGGCCAAACCACAGCAAAUAAAUAAGACAAUGGAGGAUCGGGUCAUACUUUACUCACCUAAUGAUGCUAAUGGUGCCCGAGCAUCUGCAGAUUCUAAUCGAGAAGAUCAGCAUUAUGAUCCAUUGUCAGUUGUUUUGGAUUGCCAAUUUUGUGGAGCAUGUGUUGCCUUGUGGCCUUUUUCUCUUGUAGAACGACCUCUUCAACUCUUUAAGCUGAUUUCGGAUUCUAAUAGACAAGAUGAUCAGGAUAAUGGACAUGCCAAUGUAGUCAGUGGAGUAGGACAUUCAAAGGAUGCAAACAUUGGCUUUAAUUUCACCAUUGCUGGUGGUCCUCCACCAACUCGACAAAGUUUCCGACCAAAAGUUUCGUUUCCUGUUGUUAGUCGACAUUUGAAAGCCGACUUGAACUCCCGUGGGAAUUUGCUUUCCUCUGGAAGUGAUAGCCACAUGGUUCCUGUUGCUUCGAAUGCUUCAGGUUCCAUGAAACGGAAAAGAAGCACGGAUCAGCCUGAUUUGUUGGAAGGUGAUACCGAUGAUGUCGAUACAUCCAGCAUAGGUGCAAAGCCACACCAGCCUGGAGAUAAUUCUGAAAAGAGCAUACCAAACUCGGAAGCAAGGCAAGAACAAGAACAAGGUGGUUCGCAUUCAGAUAAAGAUAAGGAUAUCAAUAUAGAUGGAGCUUCCAGUGAAGAACAACCAGAAUCAGGUUCUCCUUCAAGAAAAAGUAUAACAAGCACAGAUGCGGCACUUGAUCAACAUGGAUCUGAACCUAGAUUUUCAUCAGCUCAGGGUACGAAUGAAGAACCUUCUAAUGGAGCAACCCUGGCCGAGACACAUGCAAACAAUUCCAGGCCAACUGAGCUCAGCACAGUAACGAAAUCAUUAGUCAACAAGGAAAAAGCUGCAUAUGGGCCAUCAGAAAAACAAGGGUUGUAUGACAGAAUGAAUGAGUUUGAUCCUAUCAAGCAGCACCGGACAUUCUGCCCUUGGGUUUCCCCUGAUGACAGUGAAUCCUUGCCUGGAUGGAGGCUGACUCUCACAGCAUUACUUGCUCAGGACAGAAGAUCUGAUGGGGACUCACGAGGGGAGGUUCAGAUCGGCCUUCUCGAUGAGGAUGACGACCCUCUUACAUCUGUUAGAAAGCUUUUCAUGACACCACCUCCGAAAAGGCGGAGGAUACAGCAAUCAGAGAAGAGCUGAGAACUGCAUCCACUUGUUUGAAAAGUUGGGGGUCAAACUCAAACAGUUAAUCAUACAAAGGCACAAAAGCAGAAAGCCAUAUUAAUUGAAAGUUGGAAAAUUUUACGGAGAUAUUUGUGUGACAUACAGAUGCUUCCAGGCGGAUGCAGGGAAAGGAUUAGUGACUUGACCAACUGUUCCAGAGCGAUGCUGCCAUCAUAGAAACCAUUGAGCUUCCACAUCUCGUUGUGGUAGUUAGAAAAUGUAGGAGUUGCUUACCUCUAUCCCGUUUAAAACCACCUUCGCUGGCAUACACACCGUGAUUUUGUAGCUUAGUAAUGUUGUUGUAUUGCAUUCGUUAUUAUAUUGCUGUACAAGCGCCUGUAAACUGUUAAACCCUGGAAGAAUUUUGAUAUGUAAAACUAUUUUGACGCCUUGCUGAUUCA